Messenger RNA from Oryctolagus cuniculus (rabbit), 8681 nucleotides. RefSeq names its product heart development protein with EGF like domains 1 (gene HEG1). Gene Ontology annotation, biological process: heart development. Gene Ontology annotation, molecular function: calcium ion binding. NCBI's taxonomy places the organism in Eukaryota, Metazoa, Chordata, Mammalia, Lagomorpha, Leporidae. The record is from RefSeq and is a predicted model, not a curated record.
GAGGCGGGGAGCGCGCUCGCAGCCCCACUUCGCUGACUUCCCGGCCCCGCGUCCCUCGCGCCCGCGGCCGCCCCGCGCUCGCCCCGCGCGCCGGGCAUGUGAGCGCGGGCGGCGCCGCCACCAUGGCCUCGCCGCGCGCUUCGCGGUGGCCGCCGCCGCUCCUGCUGCUGCUGCUGCUGCCGGCGCCGCUGCUGCUGCUGCUGCCGGCGGUUCCCGGGACGCGGGGCCAGCCGCCCUCCCCGGCGCUCGGCGCGCCCCUCCCCGGCGCGGGGCUGGCUCGGGCCCCCGAGAGCGGCCCGGAGCGGGAGCCGGAGCGCCGUGGGCCCGCGCCCCCAGACCCCAGCCAGGCGGCCCCCGGGCCGGGCGCCGCGACACGGCGGGGACGCCCCGGUCUGGCCCCCCAAGGCGCGAGCGCGGCGGCUGUAAGGCACCCCUGGGCAGAGAGUAGUGCUGAACCCCGCGUAGGAAACCUCACUUCUUACCGCCAUCCAGAGGACUUUGCAACAGUGGGCCAGGCUCCCAGGAAGAGCCAUGCAGCACCUUCAGGGGCUCCGGAAAGCCCCACUCUUCUAACUGAAGCAGCGGAUGCCGGGGGAAGGCGCCACUCCUCCGGGGGGACAGAUUUCCCCGUUUCUCCUGCUGGGCACCCGCCUGACACAGCAACAGCUCUGACUUCCCAGGGCAGCACCUCCGCCUGGGAGGGGCCUCCCCUGCCAGCCAGCAGCCCAGGGUUGGCAGCAAGCCCUGCCCCUUCUCGCGUGGAACACGGAACAUCGGAGGGCCCACGGGAGACGGGGAGGCGGCUCCCAGAAGCAGCGACUGCGCACACCCAAGUGGCCGCCUCAGGGGUUCCCAGCCAGUCCUCUCUUCCUGCUACGGAGACGGGAGAGUCCACCACACUGUCCAGGAAGAGCAGUUCCUCGGGCACGGGGCUCUCACUUUUCUCCAGGACGCCGGCUUCCUCUCCUCCCUCACACCUGUCCUCACUUUCUGGAAGCACAGAGGAGCUUACGAACUCCACUGCCCUGCAGAGCCCUGUGGUUAGUCAGACAAAGCGUGCACAUGCCGCUGCCUCCACCCUCUCUGACGGCGCCUCAAGGAUGCUCCGGUCCUUAGCAGUGAGUCUGCGACCUGUGAAUGAGACAGAAGGUUUCCCUGAGGACUCCAAAGCCGCCACGACUUCAGCUGCCGUCCAUGCUUCACCGUCUGUGGAGCAAUCGAGAGGGAACGGCAGCAUAACCAGGACUCCAGGGGAUGCAGGAUUCACUGAGCCAGCCACAGAGAAUGAAUUUGGACACACAUCUUUACACUGGCAGAAUGACUCCCCAACUUCUGCAGAACGGCAGCUUGCCAGCAGCCCUGAGCUCCGGAAUGGAAGCUCCACCUCCACAUCGCGGACUGGGGCUGUUUCCAGGUCUUCCCUCAGGGGUGCAGAGAGCACCGCACGCUGGUUCCUGGCCCACAGCAGGACAUCUGCAGGUGUGACAAGAAGUUCUGCUUCAUUUCCUGGAACCGUGAACACUUCGGUUUCGACCCAGUUCUCGGACUCCGCUCCAUGGUCUGGAAGAAGCAGCACCGUUCUGGGCGAUACAAGUUUCUCGGAGUCUCCGUCUACGUCUUCGUCGGAAAGCCUGAACUCCUCGGCACCACGUGGAGAACGUUCAAUCACUGGAUUUAGCUACGGCCAAGCAAGCAGCACAGAUACUGAGCAGAGGACUUCCAGCGACCACACAGACCACACCUAUGUUUCAUCCACGUUUACCAAAGGAGAGCGGACGUUACUGUCCAUCACCGAUCACAGCUCGUCCCCGGACAUCCAGGAGAGCUCGACCUCUUAUAUUAAGAUCUCCAGCUCCUCACACUUAGACUAUCCUUCCUCUCCUCGUGCUCAGACUGAACGAAGCAACGUGUCGUCCUACGAUGGGGGACACGCUCAGCCUUCCACCGAGUCGCUGGCUCUGCAGACAUCCAACCUUCCAACCUCCACCUCCACCGUGAACGUGCCGAACACGCUGGUUCUUCUGGACGCGCGUUCGGAGUCUGCUGGUGGCUCAUCUUCUUCCCCGUCAGGGUCCCCUUUGCCUCUACCCUCAGUGUCACAGUCCCAUCAGUUGUUCUCAUCAACCUUGCCAUCACCAAUGGCCCCAGUGUACCCACUGCAGUCUACCUCUGAGGCGUCUACACCUCUGUCUUCCUCUCCGUCACCGUUACCACUGUCCUUCAUGGCGUCCACCCCCGCCCCAGGUUCCGUCUCACAAACAGCCUUACCACAUUCACCUUCUACCGCAGCCCUUCCCAGGGUAAAGGAGACGUCUGUGACUCCAGUUCAGACACCCACUGGGGCAUCGUCCACGGCAGUGCUGCGCGGCAGUCACACAGCAGACCCCACGAACCACAGCACCCCGUACCAAAGCCAAAUCACCACACAGUCCAAGUCACCAAGCCUGGUGUCUUUGCCCACCGAGCCCAGUAAAGCUGUAAAAAUAGGUUCUCCUUCGGAGUCCCCUUUGCCCUCAGCCUUAACAGAGUCCUCCACCAAGCAAACCAUUCUUGCCACGAACACAAACGCAGCCCAAAAAAUGUCUCCGGGUUUGACAACCACUGCCCCCGAGACUGCGCAUCCUGUGACCAAUCUCAGUACGCUGCCAAGCACAGCAGUUCUCAUUGUGGGCCCUGUAGCUGUGCAGACAACAACCGGGAAACAGCUCUUGCCAACCCAUCCUGAAACUGUGGUGCCACAGAUCUCAACAGAGGGUGCCAUCGCCACGCAAAGGAACCAAGUACAUGUGGGUGCUACUACCCAAUUGGUCCCGCUGCCCAGUGCACCCACAUCAGCAGAAGACUUAACCACAAGUCUUGGCGUUCCGGAAGAGUAUGGCCCCGCUUCCCAUUCCCUCAGAACAUCUCUCCCCCAAACCACAGAUCUAUCUACAGCUGAAACGUCGACCCCUCGGUCUGCCACCUCUGCUGUUGAGAGCAGCACGCAGUCACCGCCACCAUUCUCCUCUCCAGCUUCAGUGAACAGGUGUGCCACAAACCCUUGUCUUCACGGUGGCAAGUGCAUUGUGGAGCCUACCAGUCGCGGCCAUCGAUGCGUGUGCUCGCCUUCCUGGCAAGGGGACGACUGCAGUGUGGAUGUGAAUGAAUGCCUCUUGAACCCCUGCCCACCCCUGGCCUUGUGCAACAAUACUCAGGGAUCUUAUAUCUGCAGAUGCCCAGUUGGGUACCAGUUGGAAAAAGGAAUAUGCAACUUGGUUAGAACCUUCGUGACAGAGUUUAAAUUAAAGAAAACUUUUCUUAAUACCACUGUGGAAAAACAUUCAGACCUACAUGAAGUUCAAAAUGAGAUCGCGAGAACGUUAAAUAUGUGUUUUUCGACGUUACCUGGUUAUAUACGAUCCACAGUUCAUGCAUCCCGGGGGUCCAGCGUAGUGGUGAUCUCACUGCAAACCACCUUUGCCUUGGCUUCCAAUGUGACACUGUUUGACCUGGCCGAUGGGAUCCAGAAAUACGUCAACUCCUGCAGGUCCUCUGCUGAGGUCUGCCAGCUCCUGGGAUCUCAAAGGCGGAUCUUUAGAGCGGGUAGCUUGUGCAAGCGGAAGAGCCCCGAGUGUGACAAGGAGACCUCCAUCUGCACGGAUCUGGAUGGCGUCGCGCUGUGCCAGUGCAAGUCGGGCUACUUCCAGUUCAACAAGAUGGAUCACUCCUGCCGAGCCUGUGAAGAUGGAUAUAGGCUUGAAAAUGAAACCUGUAUGAGUUGCCCAUUUGGCCUUGGUGGUCUCAACUGUGGAAACCCCUACCAGCUCAUCACGGUGGUGAUCGCAGCAGCGGGAGGUGGGCUGCUGCUUAUUCUGGGCAUUGCAUUGAUUGUCACCUGUUGCAGAAAGAACAAAAAUGACAUAAGCAAGCUCAUCUUCAAAAGUGGGGAUUUCCAAAUGUCCCCGUACGCUGAGUACCCCAAGAACCCUCGCUCACAAGAAUGGGGCCGAGAAGCUAUUGAAAUGCACGAGAACGGAAGUACCAAAAACCUCCUGCAGAUGACGGACGUGUAUUACUCGCCCACGAAUGUAAGGAAUCCUGAACUUGAACGAAAUGGACUGUAUCCGGCCUACACGGGAUUGCCCGGAUCACGGCAUUCUUGCAUUUUCCCUGGACAGUAUAACCCAUCUUUCAUCAGCGAUGAGAGCAGAAGAAGAGACUACUUCUAAAUCCAGGAAACAGAGGGGGACCCAUUGCUCUGAGCCAGUUCCCUGGGCUCUCCGUGGCUCGGAAGACUGCAGCAGGCACUGGCCGCUCCCAGGACUUGUCGGAGCCCCCGUGAGUGGCAAGCAGGAGGGACGAGUGUGAGGGACAUGACCGCAGCGGAAGGGGACGGAUGCAUGUGGAACUGCAGGCUGCUCAUCCAGCACCAUUGUCGUUACUGUGAACGUGAACGUGAACGUAGGCCAGUGCCAGGAGAGUCUCUGAGUGACAGCAGCCCGGCACUGGGGCCAGAGGUGACUGUCAGCCGAGGCAGCCCAGUAGGCGUCUUCACCAGGACCCAGUUUUCCCUUAGUUUGCACUUUAGUAAAUCGGGCAGGGAGGCUUCCUUUUGGAUUUCUUUCAAGGCUGUUCCAGAAAGGAGGCUUCCUUUCCCGAAACGCCUCCACAGGUCGCGAGUUGGUGAUUCAUUUGCAGCCAGGCGCUGGCCCCCUGGUUGUUUUCCUGCCCAGUGCCUGUGUGCUGAACAGCAGGUGCGCAUGAACGUACUACUAAGAUUGAAGUUGCUGCGGCUGGGUGUACAGUGCGUCAGUGUUUCUCGGUCAUCUUGAGCCACAAUUUUUAAGCCAACACCCAAAUAAGGAAUUGAAAUUUGUGAGGCAUGGCACACAACGCCAGUUUGGGUUUUUAGUUAAGGUGAUAACAUUUUUCUAGGACUGGGUGUUUUUUUCCCCUCCCUUUACAGUUAAAUCUCAAUUUUUCAAAUAAGUCGGGAUUGUGGCAAAACGACAGUUGGUUUUAGUUAGAGGCAUCCAGCUACCCUGUGGUGGGAACCAGCAGGCAGAGUGGCCAGGGGGCACCUGUCAUCCGGGAGGGCAUUGCAUGGGGCCCAGGGCUCUGACCACCACCACUGAGGCCAGAGGAUGCAUAAAUAAGUAGAAACAGGAAGCUGGAUGCAGGGGUUGGAGCUGGUGUUUCACCACUGGAGGGAAAGGAGCCUGCUAUGGUGGCCUCUGCAGCCGGGCGUGGUUAAAGGAACGGGCUGAGCAGGGAAGGGGGAUUGCCAGCGUCACCGGUGCUUUGGGAAGCCCUGGGUUGCUGAGGAAGAAGAGGGAGCUAGGAUGGAGCCGUGGGGCAGCGUGCUGACCUGUUAGUGCCGUGUCUUUGUGUCCGUAGUCUCGUCCAAAGGCUCGGUGCAAGCUUUCAACCACUCAAGGCUAUUCAUUGAGGAGAUAACUUAUUUUUUCUUACCCCGUCGUUUGUACCUCGUUCCGCUACUGUGUAGUACCCUACAGAAAUGUGGUUAGAGUUCAGGUCAGCGUUGGAGAACUGAAGACUUCUGGCCAGGCAGGGCUGCGAGAGCUUGCCUUCCUUCGGCAAGGAAGUUGCACGCGCCUGGUUCAUUCUGCCUGUGAUGGAGGCCGUGGCCUGUGCUCAGCGCCCGCGGAACUGUGCUCCUGAUCCCGCUUUUGGAACGCCCUGGGUGUGGGUGAAGUGAACUGAACACAGAGGCAGAAUCGUCCCCACCCUGCCGCUGGGGGCGCAGUGGCACACCCACUUAUGGAAAUGGCGCAAUUCCGCCUGGGCUUGGUGGUUUCUUCUUGAAACUCCUCAACGUGUGGUUUUCAGCGUGAGCUGCCAUGUUCCUUGGUCUCCCUGACCAACCACCACCUGCUGGAGCAGGAACGCUGGUCAGGUGCAAUGCGUUUUGCCAAUUGCACGGCACUCAUGAGCUAAAUACAAAAAGAAAUCUGGUUUUUGUCUGUGGAUGCUAACUUGAAUUUUCAAAGCAUCGCCUUUUUGAAUACUCGGGUCUUGGCGUCCGUCUCUCCAUGGAACCAAAUGGUCCUCUGUGCCCCGCUGGCUCAGCCCUCACUGGAGAGCCCCGAGCCCCUGAACUCCAGUCGCCCGGGCCAAUACACGUGGCUCCUUUUGAGGCAGCCUCGCUUCCCGGCCCUUCCGCAGCUACGGGAGGGGCCGCGGAGGGAGCCGUGCGCAGGAGCACGCUCUGCCUCGUGCUGACGUCACUCCAGCUCCUAUUUCGGGGCCUGAAGCUGUAAGCUCCGCAGAACGAAGGGUUCUGUCCCCAAAGCAGUCUUGGGAAGGAUCCCAAGCCCAGAAAAGAGUGAGCUUCAAGAAUACCCUCCUGUUCCUGAGCCUUUUUUGAAUGGAGUGGGUUCAGAGUGUUUGGUUUUUGUCGUCGUUUUACUGUGAAAAAAAGGAGGCGCCAUGCAAGGUGGCGUCCACGCAGCCUCUGGUUUCCUGGAGGCUUGCUGAGGUGGGAAGGCGUGGGAAGAGCAUAGCUGGCCUCCAGCGCCUGCUGCCCGCCUGGGGCUGACACCCGCGGAAGGAUCCUGCUGAGGCCAUGCGUGGCGAGAGCCUGUGGACGAGAGAGAGGGCAGGAUCGCGCACACAGAAACGCCCUGGGUGGGACCCCACAGCGGGGGAGAGGUGGGAGGGAGGGGCAGGGGACCCUGCCUGUGGGACGCUUCAGCUGCUGCCGGGAAGAGCCAAGCCAGGUGGACCCAUGUGUCCCAGAGCGCCCUGGGGCGCGGCUGCCCAGCCCCGGCUUGGUGUCGUUAGAGGGUCUUGACUUCCACCGAAGUGCCUUCUAGCCCCGGGCACUGGGCUGUUUCCUUAGGAGGGCACAUUCACGUCGCUCGGUACCUGCCCUCACAGCACCCUUGUGAGGUUGCAGAUGGAGGAGCCUUAAGAGAGGGUAGAGCGCUCCCCCGCUCGGGCCCUCACAGCCCUGUCUGCCGGCUCACACGUUCCUCCUUCCACCCGCGCCUGCCCACCCUCAGAGAGGGCAGGAGAGAAUGUGCUUAAAUACGUUUCUUUUAAAGAACCUUAAUAUUACUGAGCAGAAACCAAACAAAGCAUGCGAAGGUGCUGAAUGCCCUUUUGGAACUGUCCCUUCAGAUUGGUUUUUAGAUCUGUAGAAGCGGUUUGGUAUGUGGCUUUGGCUGAGGGCGGGGCAAGGCGAGGACCCGGGUGUCUCAAUCAGCACAGCCAGACUCACGCAUCCACCUGCGGGCAGUUUUGCCUUAUUCCCAUAGUGAGGCCAUGGCUCGGCUCGCAGGCGUUGAAAGCUGUUUUGGUGAACAGCUCAGACAUUUGAAUGUGAAUGCUGACACAUCUCCCUCUCUUGGGGGCCACCUGAUUUUAGAAGCGCCAGAGCCGUUCAGAGCCACAGUUUCUGAGUGGAUGGCACAGUCGGGCUGACUGAUGGCACUUCAGGCCAGAAACCAAGGUAAGACUGGUGCGUUCCUGAAGGAUUUAGAUGGCCCAAAGGAGAGGGCUGCGUCUUUGGAAGAUGAGGCCGGGGGGCUACCCACAAAGUGGCUCCGAGUGAUGGCGUCCAUCCAGGUGUGAGGGUUCCGGAGCAGGCACGUGGCUUUCUGGGGUCUCAAUCAGUCCUCUGAUGAGGUCCCCAGCCACCCUGCAGCUCUUGAACUUGGCCUGAGGAAGGAGAGCUGCCCUGCCCAGUGGCCUGUGGCUAAGCUUGGCUUCACCCACCCCCAGGAAGGGCUGUGGCCCGGAGCUCUGACUACACUGGCUUUGAGAUGAGAGCACUUCUGUGGAGAGAGGAAGAACGUCGAGUUUGGAACGUCAGUGUUCGUGUUUUUGUUGAAGUUGCCUUUAAUACCAGAGACAGUUUUUCUGUCUGCAAGGUUUGGUGGGGAGCAGAAGGAAUGUCUUAUUUCCUGCUGGUGGACAAAGCGUCGCCCCAAAGUUCUCGCGUGUUUUGGAGGUAGAUGUGCUUCUGUAGACUUUGCCUUUGAAUCUGGGUUCUCCUUUCCUCCAAUCUCCAAAGAUCAGAGCCAGUUAAAGCCGCAGGAGCACGGAAGCGCUAGAUGCCGGUGACUUUCUACUACAGUAUCUCUCACCUCAUCUCAUCUGCUGUAAGCUGCUCACUGGAGGCCUGUGAGACCAGGGGGAGCCAGGUCCCAGGCUGGCUCUGCCCACCGCCGCCAGGCCUUUUCAAGGAGAACAUGUCAGAGAAUUUGCAUAUUCAGUUCUGCUUUUAUUUUGUUGUUGUUUUGUUUUGGGUGCCCAGUGCUUGGGGAAAGAUGGGGUGGCGCUGUCUGCGUGGGAAACUGACCCAAAUCCCCUCUCGUUCUGUGCUACCUUGGCCUGUUCUAAAAAGGAAAUGAUUGUUCCAUCACGAGUUGCUGUGAGUUUUGUAGUCUGUGUUGCAGGAUUUGUGGGUAAAUGAAGUGUGAGGCUGGAAUCUGAGCGUUUGGAGUUUUCACAUUGUCCUGGAUUUUUCUCUUUGUAACCCUUUAAGCCCCAGACCCUGGUUGACUGUGUUAAAUCCAUUAUGAGAAUGUUAUUUAAAGUUGUGUUAUCAUUGCAACCUCCACUAAUUAUUCAGUACUGUAGCAGCAAAGUAUUAUUUGUAAGAAUUUGGUUAUUUUUAUAUUUGUAUCCACUAUAAGUCUGGCGUUCUAGUCAGUAAAAUGAUGCAAUAAAACUAA